Messenger RNA from Aedes aegypti (yellow fever mosquito), 531 nucleotides. RefSeq lists its product as uncharacterized. Lineage: Eukaryota; Metazoa; Arthropoda; Insecta; Diptera; Culicidae. The record is from RefSeq and is a predicted model, not a curated record. The transcript is spliced from 4 exons. The coding region runs from base 37 to 531 and encodes 164 amino acids.
CCUUUGAACGUAGGAUUACCUCGGAGGGAAUCAAUCAUGUUUCGACCAUUUCGCUUCAUCAACCAUCUGGCUUUGAUUGUCACAGUACAAAUAUUAUGGGUCCAAUCUGAAGGCCUCCAACGAUCGUCACGUGCUGUGGUGGAGUUUCCCAUGGGAACAUCCAACGGAUUCCUGAUCGCGAUUGCCAUCCCGUUGGAAAUCCCCGGCCGGAACAUCUAUCUGUCGCACAAUUUCGAGAUGAACUACGUGCUGCCUAGCAAUGUGACCCAGUACCGGUUGUGGUACGAUUUGUUCAAGAACAGCAAAUACAACGUGGCCGAGACGGUGCGCCGCAGACGAAGUAUUGAAACCGGGAGCAGGUUCAGCCGACGGUUUGUGUACGAGUUGUUAGCCGAACGAAUGGAUUUGUAUGGUUACAACGGGACUGCUUGUAUCCACAAAGCAAUUUGUGAAACUUUUGAGGCUCCAUUCUAUCACUAUAAUGGAGUGCUUGGAGAUGUUGCUCAUGUGUCCUUCCGCUUCGAAAGAUGA